Molecule: messenger RNA, 2448 nt
Organism: Thunnus maccoyii (southern bluefin tuna)
Lineage: Eukaryota; Metazoa; Chordata; Actinopteri; Scombriformes; Scombridae
Product: tripartite motif-containing protein 16-like
Exons: 1
Coding region: 460-1959 (499 amino acids)
Molecular function (GO): zinc ion binding
Source: RefSeq, a predicted model, not a curated record
UAUCAUGAGCUGAUAACUGCCUGGAUUUCAUGGUUUGCCUGCCUUUUACUUAAAAUGUAAUGUAUUUCACACCCAAAGAGCAACGUCAACAUGUGUUGGUAAGUCAUGAAUAAAUUCCCAUGAGAUGAAAUUUGAAACUUAACAGUAAACCUAACAAAGAGGCUGCACUCACAUCUCUCUGACUCCACCCCCUGACUGUUUGGUUCAGCAUGUGAGUGCAAGAGUGACUAAGCUCUCAGGAAAUCGAAACAGUUCUUCAGUGCUGCUGUAGUAGAGCAAUCAGACCACAGACCGAGAGACCAGAGAUGACUGAGCAAACAAAAUUUAGCCAAAUCUGAUUUCAGUUUCAGUUUUCUGCCAAAACAGAGUCAACAGGGACCAACAAGGAGCAUCCUAAGGACUGAACACCAAAUAGUAUUCAAGAAAAAACAAAUCAAGCAGUCUCAGGUUUUUGAAAACAUGUCUGACAAUAUGGACCCACAAGUUGUCUUUUGUGACAUGUGCACAGAGGAGGACAGGAAACCGGCACGAAAGACCUGCAUGAAGUGCGAGAUCUCCAUGUGCGUCCAGCAUCUCCAGAUCCACCUGACCACUCCUGUGUUACUGCAAACUCAUCCUCUGACUGAACCUAUGGCUUUAUGUGGGACCACUAAAUGCCCCCAACAUGGAAAACUCCUGGAGUACUACUGCUUGGAUGAUAUGACCUGUGUGUGUGUUUCCUGCGCCAUUGAAGACCAGCACCGCCUGCACAACAUGAAGACCUUCUCCACAGCCCACAAAGAGCUCAUGGAAAAGCUUGGUGCUGAGCAGCAGGCCUUACUGGUGAAAACUGAUGAUGAGAACGUGAGUCUGGAAAAGUGGGAGAAGAGUGAAAGAGAGAAGCUGGGCCGCUGUAGUGUGCGUCUCAUUGAGGCUGUGACUAACCUGCGAGACGUUUCCUUGACCAGUGUUCAGAGUUCAGUUUCUGCUCGUAUGGUGUCCAUCAAAACCAGCAAAAGCAGCAUACAGGCAGCACAGAAAGAGAAGGACUCCUUCAGAUUCUUGCAGAUGUAUUCUCAGGUACAUCAGGAUGUGGAGAAGGCCAAGGCCGCAGAUCUGAGAAAAGGGUUGGAGCCUGGCAGCGAUCGUGACAAACUGGUUGAGGAGAUCAGACAGGGUGGUGAAAAGAUGAUGAAGCAAGCAGACCAGUUCUGGUGUUCUUUGUUGACUCUGGUUGACCCUGAACACCACCAGGAGCUCAUUGCUACUGGUUCAGACCUGAUCUUUGACCCACAGACUUUGGGCCCUGGCAUGUCACUGUCCAGAGACCAAAGGAAGGUUUUCUACAAUAGUUGGAUGGGACAAUGCUCUGCUACUCUUCUAAUCUGUAGUAUCGAAUCAGUUCCCAACUUUCAGAGGUGGGUGGUCAAUCUUUCUGAAGACUGUGACUGGACCAUUGGAUUAUGUGACAAACAGUCUGUAAAGAACUUGAGGGAUGGAAAUGUCUAUGGACUGUGCUGCAAAGGAGACCAGCUCAGCUUUCUCACAACAGAGUAUGAUGAUUGUUCUGAUGCAUCAAUGCCCCAAACACCGUACAGGAUUUCCUCUCAAACAAUCACAUAUCAUGGCAAAAAUGUAGAUGAGUCCACACCACGACCUGAAACAGUUGAAGUGUUUUGGAACUUAGCGGCAUCCUCGCUGUCCUUCUUCAGCAGAAGUGGACAGCACCAGAGCGAAGAAAUACUCACAAUUAAGAUGAGCCUCAACAACAGUGACCUGGUCGCUUUUGUCCAACUGGGAAAGGAAAGUGACCAAACUAGCCUCCAGCAGCAUUGGAAGUGCUUGUGUGGGAAUGUUUACUACAAGACCAUCAAUGGGUACAGUAUGGGAAGGUAUCAGUACUCACACCAUGCUAAUUGUUCCUGUGGAGCAUUUAUUGGUGAACCGUACAUCACAGAGGUGAUUUGUGAGCUGCAGUAGUGGGUGGGAUGCAAUUAAUCAUUGCUAAUCAUUAUAAAUGUCAACAAGCGCAUAGCUACAAAUAUCUACAAUAAUAGCCUGUAUCUUGCUUUCACUGGAUGAUAAAUGUAAUUGAUUAGUUAAGUUGCUGUCAUUUGAAUAUAUAGUGCUAUCAGUGCAAAUAUCUCAGUAAUUAGCCCAUGCGUAUACAAAAUACACAUCAUACACAAUAGGUAAUAGAAUAUCUUCAGCUGAAUGUCUUUACAUUGUAGUAAUGUUGAUUAUUUUGUUUUACGGGUUGCUUUUAAUGUACUCAACUAAGUCAUUCUGUUUUUCCUGUAAUGUUUCUACUUCUGCUAGUUCAAGGUGUUUGUCUCCAUCUAGUGGUGGUGAAUGUGUCAUUGCUCUCACAUUGUACAGUAUCAUAGAAUAGUAGAUGGUCUAAUUAGGUCAGAAUGGCUACAAAGAAAUGUGUCUUUUGCAUGUUGUGAAUAAUCAGAUCAAAAAUAA